GAAACUGGACCGCCAACUCCACGGAAGUCGUCAUAUGACGUAACGUUAGGUGGCAUCCUGCAUCAGCAUGAGCGGCACUUUGGUUUCUGAUCACUGAAACAAAAGUUGUGUGAUUUUCUCGAAUAGCUGAUUUUCUGUUGACCAGACAUGGCUUUCCAAAUUGAAGCGGAUUUACCACCUGUCUUUGCAUGUCUGAAAAAUGUUGAUGCCCUGCUUCGAUGUCCCAUUUGCUUCGACUUUCUCAAUAUUUCAAUGAUGACUAAAUGCUCUCACAACUUUUGCUCCUUGUGUAUCAGAAAAUUUCUUUGCUAUAAGUUGCAGUGUCCAGUUUGCAAUACAAAAGCAACUGAACAAGAUUUAAGAACCAACCGUUUAUUGGAUGACUUGGUCGUAAACUUUCAAGCUGCAAGGCAGAAGUUGUCAAAAGCAAAUUAUGAAUCCUCUCCAAUAUCGGCAACGAUCCCAACUUCAGCUGUCAAAUGCAAAACUCCUCGAGAAAGGGGCCAAAACUGUAAUAGCUCUGUUUUGAAUCACUUUUUCCAAAAGAGGCCUAAAACAUCUCCCACUAAGGAAACCCAGCGAGAUGGUUCUGUUACUCAGAGUGCUGAGCGGAGGAAAAUACAGACUGCACACACCCACAAUGCAAAUGAUGCUGACCUACAUUCAGCAACUGAUCAACUUCCAGUGGUUGUGAAGAAAGAGCCGAUGGAUGGUGAGAUGGCAUCUAUCCAGGGUUUUAUGUCAGUCAAACAGGAAGCCGGAGUCUCACACAGUAUGAGCACCGAGGAUGAGAUGGCACAUUCCUCAUCACCAUCAAAAGACGUAAAGCCCGUAAUCAAAGUGGAGUGCCCUGUGUGUUCCGUCAGUGUGCCACAGCAGUUUAUCAACAAGCAUCUGGACACGUGUCUCACCAGAGGAGAGAAGAAGGAAAGCUUGAGGAGCUCUCUUGGCAAUGCAAGGCGUCCAAUGACGAAGCUUGUGUAUAACCUGCUUUCAAUGCAGGAGCUGAAGAAGAGACUGAAAGAGUGCCAUCUCUCAAUGCAGGGUUCUCGAGACCAGCUGAUCAAAAGACACCAGGAUUUUGUCCACGUAUACAAUGCCCAGUGUGAUUCCCUAAACCCCAAAUCAGCUGAAGAUAUUGCCAAAGACUUGGAGGUCAAUGAGAAGAUAAGGAAUCAACUGCAGGGGAAAGCCAAACCCGUCAUGGUUUUUGCAAAGAAUCAGUCCGAGAAGGAGAUUGAUGAGAUUCAUUCAAAUUACAGGAAGCAGCACAGCAGUGACUUUUCCCGCCUGAUUGCCCAGGUUCGGUGUACUCGUAUCAAACAGGAAGUCACUAUGGAAGGAGAGGAUGCACAGAAAACACACUCUGCAGAUCAAGUUGCAGGAUCAAAAAGCUGCUCAGUGAUGAAGAUAGAAGACAUAGAAUCUGAUGCUGAGCCACCUGCGAGAAGGAUUGAAAGGUCAUCCAGCCCCACCUAUAGUGAUGUGUCCAUCAGCAGUUCUAUUUCAGACAUCUUUGGUCCAGAGCCUGCCAGACACCCCGAGAGCUGCACCAAGGAUGGCAGGAGAGACACAGAGAAGACCUCAGUCCAAAAGCGAACAUCCAGCAUGAGAGGAGACAAAGCAGCUUCAUCACUCGUCAGUGGAAAACGACGGCGCAAGACGUAAGGAUUGCUGGAGGAACGGGAGGAAGAGAGAAAAAGAUCUCUCACCUACCAGAUCAAUACCAAUAAACUGAUUGCUAAAGUUCAAGCAUAACAAGAAGGGAUCUUUAUGCACUUUCCUGUCCAGUAUUUUAUUUUCUGAUUCUCUGAAGUUGGACUAUUCAGGAUGUGUCAUGGUAUGAAUAUAUUUAGUAUUUUUAAUAUACUGUGUGGUCUUGUAAUCAUGAUGAGCUGUGGCCCACAACAUUUCAUCAGGUUACUCGAGGAGUAUGAAGGCUAUAAAAUCAAUACUUGAAUCUAUUCAAUCAAUAUUAUGUGUCGUAAAGAUUUAGUUUCUACAUAUAGAAAUUAAUGUUUUACUUUUUGUUUAUAAACAUAAGAUGUUAAACCAACUUCUACAUUCAACCAGUGUUAAUAUAUAGUAUUCUAUUGUAAUUUAGUUUUUUAUGUUUUUCUUUUCUUAAUAUCUUUUCUUCAUAUCAUGUUAUAUGGUCCAAUGUAAUAUUCAGUUUGAACUAAAAUAAACCUGUAACGGCAUUUGGUAGUUUCGCUUUUGAACACAUUUUGGGUGACAUAAUUGACAUAUCUUCCAACAUGCCAUCACAAAUAGAUGUUAGCACUUUGUACACUCUGUGAAAAGUUAAACUUUUGAACUUUGUAGUUGUGGUGGAACAUCUAUUAAAUUAGCAGUAUGAAUAAUCCCCAACAAUCAACUUUUCUUUCUACCAAUAGCUGGAUGUCUGCCCGAUUGCUAACCUAUCACUUCCAUCUUCAAAGGUUACCUCAGAUAUUUUGGCCAACUCAGAUUAGGAUCUCAGUCACAUGGGUUUCCUCUGUAAUUUGCAAUUUCUAAUAUGUAGCUUUCAAAUUGCUUUGUUUUCUUUGAAUGAAAAGUAACCAGGGUCAGUUUAAUUCAGGAAACCCAAUGCUUGUGGAAAGCCCAGGUCAAAGCUGCCAAAGUGUAAACACUUAAGGAGGCGAGGUGGUGUUUGGGAGAGUGAGCAGGAACACAUUUGGUAGCCGACCUUGAUUGAAAACAGCUCGCCUCGAGCUUCCAGUCCGAAACGUGGUUCUUCUGAUUCGGUUGUCUCUCUCAUCAGGCAAAGCAGGCACACGCUGUCAGACAUUGCUGGACCCAUAACAAAUUGACAUGCUUAUUCAUACCCCAGAUUGCAUCCCUACUUAUUUCUGAUACAAUGAUGCUGUUUGUCUCUUGUUUAAUUAGCAGGGACAUCUGCCUGAAACCACAGGAGUCGUUUGAGUGGCUCCUGAUCCGUGCCUUGAUUUGGGAUGCAGUGAAGCAGGCAAUGAUAUCACUGAUUCCAUACACACAGCAAACCACAGGGAUUGCACCCUUUCAAUUUCACAGUCACCUUAUUUGUCUGGGUCUGGGUCUGGGUGGUAAUGUUAAAGGGGAUAUUGAUAAUCUGUAACGCAAUGUGAACAGAAUUUAAAUCUCAGAAUUCAUGACGUCCCUUCAGCCUGGCCCUAACAUACAAUUUCUCAUAUUCGAAAUGCCCUGUACAGACGUGACAGCCUUUUGAAACUGUCCAAACCUCCAAAGGAUAUCAAAUGUGAACGUUAUGAUGAGAGAUCAGAAGAGAGUUGCAGACCUACAGCUGAACUACUCUCCUGCUAUGACUACAGCUCACAUUAAGCACAGCCUCAAGGACAAAAUAGCAGCAAUGUUAACAGCCCUCUUGUGGUUACAAUCUUUUUGUCCCCCUCAAACAGUUGCCAAUGGAGUGAAUCAUUUCUGUUGAUCCAGGAAUUAGCCAGAGGCAAGCAUGAAGGGUUGCCCACACUGUUGGGAAAGUAGGGUUGAAUGUGUUUCUGGUGGAUGAGAGUUCCACAUAGACUUUUUAAAAUGUAUUUCAGGAAAAAUGGCAGCACACUAACCUGGAAAGUGACUAAUUAGUAGCUUGGAUUUUAGUUUAUAUUUUAUAUUUUGAUUAAUAUUGUUGGACAUAUUGUGUUAGGAAAUCCUUGGAGUCUUGUAAAUUCAAAAGCUUUUUAAUUAACCAAUGACAACAAAGCAAACCUAUAACACAUGUGUUCUGUAGUUUGGUGUAUAUUUUGUCUUUUCCUACCAAAGUAGGACUUGUAUAAACAUAGCUUUAAUGG
Cyclopterus lumpus (lumpfish) is the source of this 3788-nucleotide messenger RNA. RefSeq names its product RAD18 E3 ubiquitin protein ligase (gene rad18). Gene Ontology annotation, biological process: DNA damage tolerance; protein monoubiquitination. Gene Ontology annotation, cellular component: Rad6-Rad18 complex; nucleus. The transcript is spliced from 14 exons. NCBI's taxonomy places the organism in Eukaryota, Metazoa, Chordata, Actinopteri, Perciformes, Cyclopteridae. The record is from RefSeq and is a predicted model, not a curated record. The coding region runs from base 148 to 1668 and encodes 506 amino acids. Gene Ontology annotation, molecular function: single-stranded DNA binding; ubiquitin protein ligase activity.